Molecule: messenger RNA, 696 nt
Organism: Musca vetustissima
Lineage: Eukaryota; Metazoa; Arthropoda; Insecta; Diptera; Muscidae
Gene: Slbp
Product: histone RNA hairpin-binding protein
Exons: 2
Coding region: 1-696 (231 amino acids)
Biological process (GO): mRNA 3'-end processing by stem-loop binding and cleavage; mRNA transport
Cellular component (GO): histone pre-mRNA 3'end processing complex; cytoplasm
Molecular function (GO): histone pre-mRNA stem-loop binding; mRNA binding
Source: RefSeq, a predicted model, not a curated record
AUGAUGGUUUGCGAGAAUACUGCAAUUAUGACAAUGGAACAAAAAGACGUUGGCGCGGGCAGCCGUUCUUGGGCUGAUGAAGCUGAUUCUCAUCAUUUGCAGUCUCAGUGUUCUUUUAACAACAGUCUAACAGAGGGCGAUUCUCGAAGGGACAUCUCCUUGGAAUUUAUUGAUAAUGUAAAUGAACAAAAAUUUGAGCGUCUUUUAAAGGAGGAGAAACUAAAAACACCAUUUAAGAGACGCCACUCCGAAACGCCGAGCAUUGAUACACGUUCCAACAGCCCGAAUAGCAGCUGUGACAGUAAUAUUAGCAAUGACGCUGAUCACACUCGGUACUUUAACAGUCACAAGAACGAAAAACGCGCUAGGCAAAAUAGUUUUACAUCGUCUUCUUCAUCAUCGUCCUCAUACACGGAGACUGAUGCUGCCGUGCUCUCACGCCGACAAAAACAAAUUGAUUAUGGCAAAAAUACUGUAGCAUAUGAAAGAUAUUUGGAAAUGGUUCCCAAAGCGCAACGUAACCGUGAUCAUCCUCGCACACCUAAUAAAUACGGCAAAUAUAGUCGUAGAGCUUUUGAUGGACUUGUAAAAAUAUGGCGCAAACAAUUGCACUAUUACGAUCCACCAAAUGCAAACCAAUCCACGCGUAGUAAAGAAUCUGCUGUUGCAUCAAGUAGCGAUUCCGACUCCGAUUAA